UGAAUAUGACCAUUUCAAUUAGCAUUGUCUGAGAAGCGUGUUUGAGUCUUCUAUGUGAUGAUGGAUUUGUGACAGUGGAAUUGGUUAAAUUCUGAAAUGGAUAACCUUGAACUUCCUCAAACAAGGUUGUGGAUCCUUUGUUGAUGUAGACCGCGAAGGUUUGUAUUGGAGUUGUCAAUACGGUAGCUUGGAUCUCAUGGAGUGAUUUAGUUCUUCUUCUUCUUUGUUUUGUGUGAAUUUCCAAUUCAGAUCGUUGCCUAUCAGGAGUGCCAGAUGAACCUGUCACAAUGAACGGGGAAGAAGUUGUAUUUGUCAAUGGUUGCUCGACGGAGGACAUUCUCUGAAGUUGUGAGCAUCGUCAAGUCAUGGAUUCCUUGGCCACCUCAAUCUGAGUCGACAAAUGUGUCCAGGGUUUUUUGGAUGCCAAAAAACAGUUGUACAGUAUGCUAUGGGUGUGAUUCCCUAUUCAACUUAACUAAUCGCAGGCACCAUUGUCGUCAUUGUGGCAAAAUUUUUUGUGCCAGCUGUACCUCAAACUUAGCUCCUGCUCUAUCUAGCGACCAAAGGAACUUGUCGGAUGAGAGGGACAAGGUUCGGGUAUGCAAUUUUUGCUACAAGCAAUGGACAGGCUUAGCUAGUUGUAAUAGUAAUAAUCAGGUCCUCAGUUUGGAUCAUAGUUCUUCAGCAUCAACUUCAAGCUUUAUCAGUACCAAAUCUGUUGUCACCGCUAAUAGUAGUAACAUUGUUUGCUCCCUUCCCGUUUCGGUUGGUUGUUAUCAACAAGGGCAACAAUCUGGUGUGAGCCUACAUCGAUCAUCUAUGAAAUUAGAAAGUCUUGAUAGGGAAAUUUUAUCAGCACUUGGGAGGGAUCUUUCUGUCUCAGAAAAUAUGCUUUUAUCCUGCUUCAGGAGCGGUGAUGAAGAGGAUGAUUACAGUGUGUAUCAGUCAGCUUCUGAAAUGAGGCAUUAUUCAGGAGUCGGUGGCUACUAUGGUCAAGCUGAUUUUGAUGGAAUUAACGACAUUGAUGGAUCACAAGUGCAUCCUGAUGAAGAUAACAUCAAUACAGGAGUUCUAUGCAACUCUUUUGAGCACCAAUACUUUGACAUGAGGGGUUUGGAUGAAAUCCCGGCUAUCAUAAAAAAUGAAGAUGAGCCUGAUAUGUUUGAUGAAAACGAAGCACCUUCUUCUUUAUAUGUUUCAGCAGAUAUUGAUGCUGAACCCUUAGAUUUUGAAAAUAAUGGACUUCUCUGGCUCCCUCCUGAACCGGAAGACGAAGAAUAUGAACGAGAAGACAUGUUAUUUGACAAUGAAGAUGAUUAUUAUGGGAAUGACAUAGGAGAGUGGGGGUAUGCUCACUCACCAAGCAGCUUCGAAAGUGGAGAGGACCCGAAUAGAGAUUCGUCAUGUGAGGAACAGAGAAUGGGCACAAGCAAUGUAGUUGAUGAACAUUUUAGGGCCCUGGUAGCACAGCUGUUACUAGUUGAAAACCUACCAGUUGAAGAAAAUGAUAACAACAGUUGGUUUGAAAUCAUCACUUCUCUAUCAUGGGAGGCUGCUAGGUUAUUGAAACCAGAUACAAGCCAAAGUGGUGGGAUGGACCCGGGUGGAUAUGUGAAGGUCAAAUGCAUAGCAUGCGGGAGCCGCAUGUGGGUUGUUAAAGGAGUUGUCUGUAAGAAAAAUGUGGCUCAUCGGCGAAUGAGAUCAAAAGUAGAUAGACCUCGCUUGUUGAUCCUUGGAGGGGCGCUUGAGUAUCAGCGUGUUACCAAUCUCUUGACUAGUGUAGAUACCCUAUUGCAGCAGGAAAUGGAGCAUUUGAAGAUGGCGGUGGCAAAAAUAGCUACACAACAACCUGAUAUCCUUUUGGUGGAGAAAUCAGUUUCUCGAUACGCACAGGAAUAUCUUCUUGCACAAGGCAUAUCAUUGGUUCUCAAUGUCAAAAUGUCAUUUCUGGAGCGCAUAGCACGCUGUACGGAAACUCAGAUAGCACCUUCAGUUGAUCAUCUAUCAUCGCUGAUGGGCAGCUGUGAAACAUUUCGUGUGGAAAAGUUUAUUGAAGACCUAGGUAGUGCUGGUCAUGAAGGGAAAAAAUCUGCAAAGACGUUAAUGUUUUUUGAAGGCUGUCCUAAGCCGUUGGGUUCACGGUGUAUUUUACUUCGAGGUGCUGACAAGGAUGAACUGAAGAAGGUAAAGCAUGUGGUACAGUAUGGAGUUUUCGCAGCUUACCAUUUGGCCAUGGAGAUCUUUCUUGCUGAUGAAGGAGCCUCACAAACAGAGUGUCCUUUGAAUGGUCCAAUACCUGUGCCCAUUCCAGAGAAAUCACCGGUCAUUGAGAGGUCCAUCUCAACAGUGCCUGGUUAUCCCAUUCCUGGCAGCGAAAAGUCUCUGGGACCUGAACUUGGCACUGAACUACAGAGAGCCAAAAGCAUCUCAAUUGCUGAGCUUGCCUCACUUAUUGCGGGUAAAGAGACCUCCUUGUCUUAUGCUCCUUAUUCAUCUAUGCCACCAGGUUCAAGUUACAGCAACUCAACUACCUUUUACCCCUCUUCUUUUCCUUCAUCAACUUCAAUGUCCUAUUAUGAGAAGCCUCUUACAAGUGAAGAUAUAAAUAAAAUGGAAUCUAAAAUAUCUCUCAUGUCGGGAACUUCUGUAAUGAACUGUUCUCUUGAAAUUAUGGAUAAUCAUCCUUCUCCUUCUGUAAAUGAAUAUUGGACUUCAGAUAAAUUUGCUCAUCACAUCCAGACAGACACACCUCAGAACAGUCUCAGCCAAAUGUCCACGACACUGAGUGCUUUGAAGCUGUCGCCUUUAGAAGUUGGUCAAAGCCAUUCCAAAGAGACAGAAGCAGUGAAUGAAGAGCAAUUACUUGCUGAAGAAGUGUUUCCGCCAUCACCUACUGAUCAUCAAAGUAUUUUAGUGUCCAUGUCCUCCCGAUGCGUAUGGAAGGGAACCGUGUGUGAGAGGCCCCAUAUUUUUCGUAUUGCAUACUAUGGAACCUUUGACAAACCCUUGGGUCGUUUUUUGCGGGACUGUUUACUUGAUCAGAGUUAUCAGUGCAACUUCUGUGAAAUGCCAUCAGAAGCACAUGUGCAUUGCUAUACUCAUCGGCAGGGAACCAUCACCAUAUCAGUUAAAAAACUGCCCGAAAUUUUCCUACAUGGGGAAAAGGAUGGAAAGAUCUGGAUGUGGCACAGAUGCCUGAAGUGUCCAAGAAUGAAUGGUUUUCCUCCCGCUACAAAUAGAAUAAUAAUGUCUGAUGCUGCUUGGGGAUUAUCAUUUGGGAAAUUUUUGGAACUCAGUUUCUCGAACCAUGCUGCAGCAAGCAGAGUGGCAGGCUGCGGUCACUCUUUACAUAGGGAUUGUCUUCGUUUUUAUGGAUUUGGGCAUAUGGUUGCUUGUUUUCGGUAUGUAUCAAUCGAAAUUCACUCGGUCUACCUUCCCCCAUACAAACUCAAGUUUGAUGAUGAAAAUCAAGAAUGGAUACAAAAGGAGUCAGAUGAGGUGGUUAACCGAGCGGAGCUUUUAUUUUCAGAGGUACAGAGUGCUCUUAGUCAGAUUGAAGACAAAAGAACUAGCUCAAUGCCAGUUAGUAGUGGACUUGUAACACCUGAAUCUGGGAGCCAAGUUGCGGAACUAGAGGCCAUGUUACGAAGGGAGAAAGAUGAAUUUGAGGAAGCACUUCAUAAGAUUUUAAACCAGGAAAAGAGAAAGGGCCGGCCUGGGGUUGACAUUCUGGAAAUUAAUCGGGCGCGGAGGCAGUUAUUUUUCCAAUCAUAUAUGUGGGACCACCGCCUUAUCCAUGUUGCCAGCUCAGCUAAUUUUACAAACGAGAGUGAUUUAAGCGGUUCAAUUUCAGAUGACAAGACGAGAACCACGGAUGAAAAAUUGAAAAGUGGGAUGUCCAUGCCAGGUUUCAGGAGUAGUGAUUGCAUUCUUAUGGAUCCGAAGCUUCUCGAAAGCCCUUAUCUGGUCAGAGGAGGACAUGGUAGCAAAAUUUCCCAAGGUGAUGAUAUAUUUGAUCAAGAAAUUGACUGGGACAAAGACACAGAACAUGAGAAAGAGGAUGAACCUGACUCUUCAAAUCUUGGGUUAGGCAUUCGCAGAUCUCUUUCUGAGGGGCAUUAUCAAUCCAUGUCUUACUGUUUGUCUGAUACCCUUGAUGCAAAAUGGACAGGUGAGGAUUCAGGGUUUGAAAUCCUAAAGGAUAACAAUUCUGUAAAUCUUGAUGAGUUUAUGGCAGAUUUGAGCACCGCUAUACAAAGAGACAUGUCAAAUCAAGGGAAUCAUGCAGAAGACAAGAAUGUUGUCAAGAAUAUGCCGAAAGGACAUGAUACUAUGGAAGACUCUUUAAGCUGGCUAGGAAUGCCGUUCAUAAACUUCUAUCGCUCAUUUAACAAGAACUCUCUAGCCAGUUCCCAGAAGUUUGAUACACUAGCAGACUACAAUCCUGUGUAUGUAUCUUCCUUAUCUUCCUUUCGGGAGAUGGAACUACAAGGCGAAGCAAGGCUGCUUCUUCCGAUUGGAGUUAAUGAGACUGUAAUACCACUGUUUGAUGAUGAGCCCUCGAGUAUCAUAUCGUAUGCACUAAUGUCACCAGAAUAUCAUGCACAGCUGAUUGAUGAAGGAGAAAGAACAAAAGAUGGAGUUGAAACAAUGCCUUCAUUGUAUUUGUCUGACUCGGGAAAUUUCCAGUCGUUCCUUUCUGCUAAUGAAACAACUUCUGAUUCUCAGAUAAGUUUUUUCUCAACAGAUGAUACGUUACCAUCCUUUUCUGCCUCACGUAGCACAUGGGUAGGAGAUCCACUGGUAUGUACAAAGGCCAUGCAUCCCAGAGUUUCCUUUGGAGAUGAUGGUCUCCAUAGUAAGGUCAAAUAUUCUGUGACUGUUUACUAUGCCAAGCUGUUUGAAGCCUUAAGAAGGACCUCUUGUCCUUCCGAACUUGACUAUGUACGGUCCUUGAGUCGCUGUAGAAAAUGGGGAGCUCAAGGUGGCAAGAGUAACGUAUUCUUUGCAAAAACCUUGGACGAUCGAUUUAUCAUCAAACAAGUCACCAAAACAGAGCUUGAAUCCUUUAUUAAAUUUGGUCCUGAUUACUUCAAGUACCUUUCUGAUUCAAUAUACCAGGUGGGAGGUCCAACAUGCUUGGCAAAGAUUCUAGGAAUAUACCAGGUUACAGUAAAGCAUCCUAAGGGGGGGAAAGAAUCAAGGAUAGAUGUCUUGGUUAUGGAGAAUCUUCUGUUUGGGAGGAAUGUGAAACGACUUUAUGAUCUCAAAGGAUCUUCCAGGUCUCGCUAUAAUUCGGACUCUACUGGGAGCAACAAAGUUCUGCUGGACCAGAACUUGAUUGAAUCAAUACCAACUUCUCCCAUUUUUGUGGGAAAUAAGGCAAAACGGUUGCUAGAGAGAGCUGUCUGGAAUGAUACUUCUUUUCUUGCUUCGGUCGGCGUAAUGGACUAUUCAUUACUUCUUGGGAUGGAUGAAGAGAAGCAUGAGUUGGUGAUUGGAAUCAUUGAUUACAUGAGGCAGUAUACAUGGGACAAGCAUUUGGAAACGUGGGUAAAAGCUGCUGGCAUCCUUGGAGGCCCCAAGAAUGCAGCUCCAACGGUAAUAUCACCCAAGCAAUACAAGAAAAGGUUCAGGAAAGCAAUGAGCAGUUAUUUUUACAUGCUUCCGGAUCAGUGGUCUCUUCCACCUAAAUCCCAGUCUGAUUUAUUUGAAGAGAACACACCGUCUACUUCAGUUGAAUAAUUCUUUGAUGCUUUCUUUUUUUGCUCUUCUCCUCCUCCUCCUCUCUCUCUCUCUCUCUCUCUCUCUCUCUCUUUAUAUAGGUUUUUUGUUUUUUUCAUUUUUAAAGCUGUUAGAAGAUGCAGAAUAAAGAGAAAAGAGGCUGUUAGAAGCCGCAGGAUGUCUGUAUGAGGAAAGAAAUAUUUGAUGAGCCUGUAUAUGAUAUCUGUGUACAAUAAUCUAUACAUAGUGAAUGUAACUAGCAUCACAAUAUGUACAUUUAUACGUGAUAAAUUUCUCAGAGUUGUACUUAUUAAUU
Prosopis cineraria is the source of this 6040-nucleotide messenger RNA. RefSeq names its product 1-phosphatidylinositol-3-phosphate 5-kinase FAB1B-like. Lineage: Eukaryota; Viridiplantae; Streptophyta; Magnoliopsida; Fabales; Fabaceae. The record is from RefSeq and is a predicted model, not a curated record. Gene Ontology annotation, molecular function: 1-phosphatidylinositol-3-phosphate 5-kinase activity; ATP binding; metal ion binding. Gene Ontology annotation, biological process: phosphatidylinositol phosphate biosynthetic process. Gene Ontology annotation, cellular component: endosome membrane.